AUGCACUUAAAGCUGAAGGAUGCACUGAACUAUCAGGUUGGACAGUCUGGGGUUCCUGCACGAGAUCGUGUGCCACAGGAACAAGGACACGGAGUAGGGAAUGCUGCACCGGUUUUUGGAGUUGUACAUGGUUCAUGGAGCUCAUAUGAUCCAUGGAAUAACUGUCCAGUUACCUGUGGUGGUACUUCUAAUAACCAGCACAGAUCCAGAUACUGUAACAAACCACAACCAUCGUGUGGAGGUUCUACAUGUUCUGGUACCUCAAAGCAGUAUCAGAUAUGUAAUUCAUCUCCUUGUCCAGUUGACGGUCAAUGGAGUGAAUGGUCCAGUUAUGGGUCGUGUCCAGUGACCUGUGGGAGUGGAGCUCAUUCCAGAUAUAGAACAUGCAACAACCCCUCCCCUGCCAAUGGCGGUGCAUCGUGUAAAGGAUUAGACACGGAAUAUACUAUGUGCUGGAGUGGAGAAUGUCCUGUUCACGGCGGAUGGAGUGAAUGGUCAAAGUUUAGUGCAUGUCCUGUGACUUGUGGAGGUGGUACGAACACACGGACGAGAACAUGUGAUAAUCCUACUCCAGAACAUGGAGGAAAUAAUUGCGUGGGUGCGAGCAGUGAAAAUGGAGUUUGCAAUACUCAGGCUUGUCCAGAUAUUGAUGAUUGUAUCUCUGUUGACUGUCUUCAUGGUGGAAAGUGUGUAGAUAAACUGAAUGCUUACAGUUGUGAAUGUGUUCCAGGAUUCGCUGGUCAUCAUUGUGAACUAGGGUUCUUUGAUCGUCUUUUUGACUUUGUAUCAUUGAAUACUUCAAAUAAAUCUUGCGAUAGGUUUGUCUCUCAUAGUAAAGUUCAACUUGGAAAUCAACAAGGAGACUAG
Messenger RNA from Mytilus trossulus (common blue mussel), 867 nucleotides. RefSeq names its product thrombospondin-2-like. Gene Ontology annotation, molecular function: calcium ion binding. The transcript is spliced from 7 exons. NCBI's taxonomy places the organism in Eukaryota, Metazoa, Mollusca, Bivalvia, Mytilida, Mytilidae. The coding region runs from base 1 to 867 and encodes 288 amino acids. The record is from RefSeq and is a predicted model, not a curated record.